Messenger RNA from Psylliodes chrysocephalus, 2953 nucleotides. The record is from the annotation of a GenBank genome assembly. Lineage: Eukaryota; Metazoa; Arthropoda; Insecta; Coleoptera; Chrysomelidae.
UGGUCCUUGCACCACUGUUCCAUAAUUAUUCUAUUUGCAGAAUGACCAGGUCAUCUGCUUUCGCUAUUGUGUAGUGACUGUCAUUAUUGUACCUACAGUACUUAUUUCGCAAUUAAAAUAAUGUAUUUGACAUAAUGAACAUAGUAUGAAUUUUCUGUCUGUCAUUGUUACUUAGUAUGUGUUUUAAUAAUUAUGAACCAAACGACAAAAACUGAUUAACUUUUAUACGUUUCCCAGUGUAUUAAGUUCCCUUGCUUUGGUACAUACGAAAACUCAUUCAGUUUCGCUUCUUGGGUAGGUAUUCUUUGACGCCACUGUGUCUGACAUAAAUAAUGACAAACAUGUGAGAUUAUUUGUGAAUAUAUCUAUCAAUAUUUUAGUAUAAGAUAUUUAUAAAUUUCUUGGGAUUUAAGAAAAAAAUCGUCUGUGAAAUGGGCCAUAAAAGAAAAGGGGUAGUCAUCGACUACAGAAACAUUCCAACGAUAAAAAAAGCAAAAAAGCGGUUAGGACCACUGUGGUUCUUAUUAUACGAUGUAUGCACGUGCGAUCCUUGUUUGUGUUUGGAGAAAAGGAGAAGGGCAUUUUUCGGCCAUGUUUGGCACUCUCCAAGCGAUACACUGCAGACAAACGUGAUUAUGAAAGCUCCAUUUACCAGAAAAUAUAUACAAGCCACUGCUCACAAGAUAAUAUCAAAUAUCGGAACAAAAUUGGAACAAGACAUUCUUGAACAAUACGAAAUAGAAAAACAAGAAGCUUUGAUACUACAAAAACAAAUACUAGCCAAACAGUUCCAAGACAGUAUCAUCGAACAAAUCAAAGAUGCUGAAGCCGUUGAAAGAACCGCGUGUCACAGAGAACUGCAAAGACUUCAAGAGCAAUUAGAAUUUAAACUGGUAGACGACAUAGAGGAUUUAGAAAAAAAAAUGGAAAAGGAGUUCCAGGACUACAGCAAACAACACAAUGAUGAAUUGGGGCAAAAAUGGGAACGUAAAUUGGAAAAGGCUGUCGAAAAAACUACGAAAAAAGUAACCAAAACAUUGUUACACGAACUAGCUAGACAAGAAGAAGUUUUAGAAAAGCAUUUCCAAAUUGAAUUUAAGAAAAAAGAACUAAUAAAGCAGUACGAAGUAGAAAAACAAUCAGCGGAAUUUGAGAAAACUCUACAAAUAGAAAAGCAACGUAUCGAAUGUCAAAAUAUUGGAAAUAUGAUGUACCUGUUGUGUAUGGAACGGCAAAAAUGUUUAAACGAGAAGAAAUUAAUCGAAAAACAUUAUUCCAAAAUACAAUCGGACUUAAUUCUUAAGGUUUCGAUACAGAAAAAGAAAAUGGAGACUUUACAAAAAGAGAUAGAAGGCCAAAUACAGCACCUCAAUCUACGCGAAGUCUGCUACCUGGAGGUCAUCAAACAAUAUCAAAAGUUCAUCAACUUUGCGCUACGUUCAGCACCCACCCAAGCUCAAUUCUUGUUAUCCAUCCAAAAGUUAAUGUCAUUCGAACUAUCUGAAAUAUUGCCGAAGGAAAAGGCUCCAGUCCAAAUGCGAUUACCACGUUUAUGCGAUACUAUCUUGCCUUGGCCGCACAACGAGCCGAAUCCAAGUCCGAAAACGGUUUCUGGAUUAGAAUUGACAGACUAUCAUGACUGUUUUAAUGAAUUGGCUAUGCCGAAAAAAGAGGGCGAAACGGAAUUACCUGCAUUCUGCUUUAAAAACAAAUUAUACGUUAGGGAGGAUUUUAGGAAUCUAAUUUCUCAAGGAAUUAAUUUAACACCGAGUCACGACUUAUGGAGCAACGAUCUUGAAAUACUAGUAAACACUCUUAAAAAGUUUGCUAGCGAACCAGAAAUGUUUAAAGGACUUAGUGAAAUGGAUAGGACCGAGCAAAUAUGUUCCAAAGGGAAAAAAGACACUGCUGGAAUGAUGAACGAAAUUUGUGCUAAGAAGAGUCAACUCAAGAAAAAAAAAUCAGAAUAUCGGAAAAGUAGUAUAAGAGAAAAGUCAUCGAUUGACGAAGUUCCACUCAUCGAUCCAAACCAAAUAGGAAUAGUUGAAGCUAAUCCAUACCUGCUAGCCGCAAGUUGUUCGAUAGAAUUAUUGAAGCACAAAGGUACAGUCAACGUCAAAAAACCGUUACCAGUCAUUGAAGAAAAAACAGAGGAAAAACUUAAAGACCAUGAUGAACAAGAAGUUAGAGUAGAAAUUCCAAACCCGGAAAUGCAAGAGUUGAAGAUAUGUGAUAGGGAAAUUAGAACGUCGCUUCCCUUAGAUUCGGACUCGAAGCUUGAAAUCACGACGAAAUCACAAAAAACGAGUUUCUCUAUGUCGGUCAAAAGUUCGGAGAUGCAUAAAAAUCCACCGUUAAUAAAGAAAACUUCUAAAAUUGCCACUGCGAGAGAUUCUGUGGCAAUUCUGAGGGAAUCAAGACAAGCACUAUUGUCUCCGAUAACCAGUGGUAUUUUUCCAAAAAAAGAAGAAGAAAGGAAAAAUCAUCAUCAAAUCAUGUCCUUCCGAGAUAUCUGUUGUGAAAAAUGUUUGAAACAAAGGGGCUUAGAAUUGGAGGAAGUCAAAUACACUAAAAUUAUAUCAUCGGACGAGUCACAUAAACGAAAAACUUCUGACUCGCAUGUAUCUGAAAAAAUUAUGAGUACUGUCCAGCCCGAUUAUACGGAAAUGGGUAUUUGUAAAGAACAGUUCUAUCCGAAUAAGUUGGAAAAAUUGUAUAAUUUUCCAAAACCAAAGGAUAAAAAAAUAACGUCCGAACUUAAAAUCAAGCAACAUUUAACACCAGCAAAAAUUCAAGAGAAUAUUGUGGAACACGACGCUGCAUAUGACAAUGAUUAUACAAUACAGAGAAUGCGGUCCUUUAUAUCAGUCAUAAGUGAAAAUCCUAAACUAAUUAAAUUAUUUACAGCUUGCCAGCAAUAAUCCAAAAAAGGGUCAAUAUCUUAAUAUACGAG